AUGCCCUUCCCGCUCCUCUCGAAGGAGCCGAUCCCCGGCCUAUCGCUCUCGGCGGCAGGGCUCGUCGCCCUCGCGGACCUCCACACGGUCGCGAACCGCACCGCGCUCAAAGGGACGUCGUCCUGGUUGGACGCGCUCGUCCUCGCGCCGGGCUUGCACUACCAACAGGCGGCUGACGGCGUCGUGGGGGACAGCGGCGGCGGCGGUGGCGGCGGUGUAGCUGCGGCGACGUUCGGGACCGGCGGGCCCGGCAGGAACGGGAGCGCCGCCGGCAUCUUCGGUACACAAGCGCUCCCCGGCGGCAGACGGAGAGACGUCCAGGUAACGAACCCGGGACUUCUGCUCUUCCUCUCGAGGCUGGGCGUGCGGGAAGAGGAGACCGAGAAGAAGAAGAAGAGGAGGAGGAGGAGGGGGAGCAAGCAGGCCGAAGGGGUGGAGGCCGAGGAGGCGUUUGGUAUCCGUGCCGUGUGUGGGGCCGGAUGCGGGGCAGGGGCCGGCGAGAAAAAGGAAAUUAUCACGCUCGACGUCGGAACGCUCGGCAACCGGAGGCGAAGACGGGGCCGGGUUUUCGCUCACGACGCGGGCUGGGAGUUCGAGCGGGGGAGCCACCUGCUCUACCUUGCGAGCCCGGCGCUUACCCUCGCGGCGUUGACGAUUGUGGUGUUGCUGGGCGAUUGUGAGUUUGGCUCUCUCUCUGCCAUCUUUAAACUCGCCCCGAAUCAUUUCCAUGUCAUUUUCUUGUUCAUCCCCCAUUCGUUUACCGGGUGGGCUCUCGCAUCGAUCCUGGCCCUCAUCACCUCCCGCCUCCUCAACAUCUACAUCAUCAAGCAACGCACCUCUCCCCCUCCGGCAUAUCCGCCGCCGUUCCCAGCAGCAGCAUCAGCAACGACGACGAGAACAACCCCGUCCUCCUCCCCUGCCCCCAAACUCUCCGAGUACAUCAUCCCGCUCUCCCCGACCCUCAAAAUCCGCCUGCGCGGCCCAGAAUCCGCCCUCACCGCCCUCGCCACCGACGCCCCGAUGCGGCCCAAGACCACCGCGCAGAACUACCUCGAGGCCGCGGCCAAGUUGGCCGUGUACACGGUCGCCGUCUUCGGCGGCAACGUCUCGCAGGCCGGAAACCUCGUGCUCCUGGUGCUGCUUCUGGGCAGCGCGGGCCUGCUGGGGCUGAGCAACGGGUUCGUCAGGGGCGUCGGCGCGAGCGGGGGCCGCGUCGUCGCGAGGGUGCGGGACGGGGAGGCGGCGGUGGCGGUGGCGGACGGGAUGGCACGCGGUGGACGAGAGGGCGAGGGGGAAGACGAGGAGAGGGCGGUCGAUAGCGCGGACUGGGAUGCGCAGGUGGGAAGGGUGAUUCGGGAUCCGUACCCUUUCGAGGGGGGCGUGGAGUAUUCGUAGGUGGUGUAAGGGUGUUCGUUCGUUCGUCAGCAUACCAGGGAGUUUGGACUGGGUUCCAGAUCCCAACAAGUGGUCAUAGCAUUGAAUACGGAGGGAUGCAUAGACAUCACGACGAGUGAUGAAGAGCAAUCCUGGACCUAUUUCUUGGUACAUAUCUGCUGGCAACAUACGAGAUCAUUUUCAACAUAGGACGAGCACAGCAGCAACAGCAUCAGUAAGCAAGCAAAGGAAACAGGGAUCCCCAGACAAGCCCGGUUAUUACAUGACAAUGAUGAAGUGCUUCUUUCCUUUUCCUCCCAUAUAGACAUUAAAUUCGGGUUACACCAAAAGUUGGCCAUGUUGAUUUUUGCUCGCCCCCGCUACUCCGUGCUGCCGGCAUAGGAAAACCGGGAAUUCCAAUAAUAAUAAAGAAGGGGUAUAUGUACCUAAAUAUCGCCCGCUCUUCCCUUCUCGUGAGUCUCCCUAUACAUGACUGAUAUAAAGUAAACAACGCUUGUAU
This is a messenger RNA of Colletotrichum destructivum, 1894 nucleotides long. RefSeq lists its product as uncharacterized. Bases 1 to 1395 code for a protein of 464 amino acids. Lineage: Eukaryota; Fungi; Ascomycota; Sordariomycetes; Glomerellales; Glomerellaceae. The record is from RefSeq and is a predicted model, not a curated record. The transcript is spliced from 2 exons.